Brienomyrus brachyistius is the source of this 1815-nucleotide messenger RNA. It is a transcript of the gene cdc20, whose product is annotated as cell division cycle 20 homolog. Bases 247 to 1734 code for a protein of 495 amino acids. Gene Ontology annotation, molecular function: ubiquitin ligase activator activity; protein binding; anaphase-promoting complex binding. The transcript is spliced from 11 exons. The record is from RefSeq and is a predicted model, not a curated record. Gene Ontology annotation, cellular component: anaphase-promoting complex. Gene Ontology annotation, biological process: positive regulation of anaphase-promoting complex-dependent catabolic process; anaphase-promoting complex-dependent catabolic process; positive regulation of ubiquitin protein ligase activity. NCBI's taxonomy places the organism in Eukaryota, Metazoa, Chordata, Actinopteri, Osteoglossiformes, Mormyridae.
AUUGAGUAUCCGUUGCACAGCUUCUUUUGAAACUUAUAGUGGAGACGUGGUUGAAGGGUUUUGUGCAAGUUUUUAAACAAGUCAUCUCGUGGGUUUUGGUGUGUGAAACCUGACAGAGUGUGAUUUGGAAUUCAUUCUUGGAAGUCGUUAUCUCUGCCGCAAAUAACCUUUUUCGUGUGGGAAGGCUCUUGCAAGGCGUUCUGUUGAAUAUUUCAUCCUCGUAAGCCCUGUGGCCCGGCCGGCUGAAUGGCUCAGUUCGUGUUUGAGAACGACAUGCACAGCCUGUUGAAGCUGGACAUGCCGAUCACGAACGCGCCCAUGGCUCGCUGGCAGCGGAAGUCGGCAUCUACCAACACCAGCGUCCUGUCACCGAGCAAGUCGAUGAACAGGUCCCUCAGCAAAUCAAAGACUCCCAAUAAGACGCCAGGCAAGAACGGUAAACUGCAGUGCACACCCUCCAAAGUGGGCGGUGACCGCUACAUUCCCAGCAGAAACAACAAGCAGAUGGAUGUCGCCAGUUUCUUGCUCUCGAAGGACAAUGAGCCUGCAGAUCCCAAUGCGUCUACAGAGAUGCAGAAGGCUUGGUCUGUGAACCUCAAUGGUUAUGAUGUCGAGGAGGCAAAAAUCCUGCAUUUGGGAGGAAAGCCCUUGAAUGCCCCAGAAGGUUAUCAGAAUAAUCUGCGAGUCCUCUACAGCCAGGUCACCACCCCGGUGUCUAUGAAAAAGAGCAGAUACAUUUCCACUGUACCUGACCGAAUUCUUGACGCCCCAGAUCUGAGGAAUGACUUCUACCUGAACUUGCUGGACUGGAGCAGCCAGAACCUCCUGGCUGUGGCCCUGCACAACAGCGUGUACCUGUGGGAUGCCAGUCAGGGGGACAUCACUCUGCUUAUGAAGAUGGAGCAGGAGCAGGAUUACAUCUGCUCAGUCAGCUGGAUCAAAGAGGGAAAUUACCUGGCUAUAGGCACAAGUGAUGGCAAAGUUCAGCUCUGGGAUGUGGAGAAGCAGAAGCGUCUACGCAGUAUGGCCAGCCACACAGCACGCGUGUGCUCCCUCAGCUGGAAUAACCACAUCCUGUCCAGUGGCUCCAGGUCUGGCCACAUCCACCACCAUGAUGUCAGGAUGCCUGACCACCACAUCUUCACAUUGACUGGCCAUUCCCAGGAGGUCUGUGGACUGAAGUGGUCACCAGAUGGCAAGUACCUGGCAAGUGGCGGGAACGACAACUUGGUGUAUGUGUGGCCAGGAGUGACAGAAGGUGGAAAUCAGGGAGCCAUCAACUGCUUCACCAGCCACCAAGGGGCUGUUAAGGCUUUGGCCUGGUGUCCAUGGCAACACAACAUCCUUGCUUCGGGAGGGGGCACCAGUGACAGGCAUAUCCGCAUUUGGAACACUCACACUGGGACUUGCACUAAUUCCUUGGACACACAGUCUCAGAUUUCAUCUUUGGUGUUUGCACCAAACCACAAGGAACUUGUGUCUGGUCAUGGCUUCGCGUGUGAUGGCCUGGUGAUCUGGAAGUAUCCGUCCAUGACUAAAGUGGCAGAGUUUCUGGGACACGAAGCAAGAGUUCUGAACCUGGCCCUGAGUCCUGACUGUUCCACCGUCGCUUCAGUGGCUGCUGAUGAAACUGUUCGCUUGUGGAAGUGCUUUGAACUCGACCCCUUAACAAAGAAGGCAAAAGAGAAGAUGGCGAAGUCGACCAACAGCAUCAUUCACCAGGGGAUUAGAUAACUAAAUGGCUGUUCUCUGAAUGUUGUGACUCCCUCUCAAAUUUUAAAUUUUCAGUAAAUAAAGAUUUGACUUCCAGUGCCA